Molecule: messenger RNA, 2168 nt
Organism: Anopheles coustani
Lineage: Eukaryota; Metazoa; Arthropoda; Insecta; Diptera; Culicidae
Product: lysophosphatidylcholine acyltransferase-like
Exons: 9
Coding region: 1-1521 (506 amino acids)
Source: RefSeq, a predicted model, not a curated record
AUGAACUUUCAACGAUUAACGCAGAUCAGCAAUCCUGAUACGCGGAUUAGCGAGUUUGAGUACGUCAAUCCCUUCGUACUGAAGCUGGAGUUGGAUGAUACUUGGACGAAGCUGAAGACCUAUUUGAUGACGAUAUUUCUCCUGCCGAUACGUGCGAUCUUGAUGAGUCUAUGUCUGGUAGUGGCAUGGAUGUUUGCCUCGAUCGGCCUGUACGGGCUAACGGAAAAAGAGCGCCGCUCGAUACCGAUUUCUGGCUGGCGACGAGAAAUGCGUGAAUUAACGGCGUUGGCUAUGCGACUAUUGUACUUUUUUGGAUCAUUUCACUACAUCAAGGUGUAUGGAGAAUGUGCUACACCCCGUGAGGCACCGUUCGUAGUCGUGGGACCACACUAUAGUCUUUUCGACUCUAUAGUCGUUGCAUUCUGUGGCCCGUCAACAGUAGUGGCCAAGAGCAAAGCAGCUGAUUUACCCCUUAUUGGCAAAAUAAUUGACAUAACCCAGCCAAUCUACGUUUGCCGAGAGGAUGCAAAUUCGCGCCAUAUGACACGCCACCUGAUAGUCGAGCGCGUUAUCUCAAAGGAGGACUGGCCGCAGAUUUUGGUGUUCCCUGAAGGUACCUGUAGCAACGGAAAGGCGAUAGUUCAAUUUAAACCAGGUGCAUUCGGCCCUGGACUGCCCGUGCAACCAGUUGCAAUCCGGUACCCGAAUGCCGUCAACACGGUUUCUUGGACGUGGGAGGGACCUGGCGUACCAACCCUGCUCUGGCGCACACUGACGACCCUGCACACCAGUUUCGAGAUACACUUCCUGCCGGUAUACUAUCCGAACGAUCAGGAGCGGAGCGAUGCCAAGCUGUAUGCACUGAAUGUGCGCAACUACAUUGCGUCUGCAAUCGGCAUUCCCGGAACCGAACACGGACUCAACGACUGCAAGCUAAUGAACUACAUGAUUGCGAUUGGCAUGCCGUACUAUGCAUGGAGCCAUGACAUCGCAAAAAUGCGCAAAUGGUUAGGAUUAACCGAUGGAACUGUUGAGGAGCGUUUGGUCGAGCAGUAUGCACCAUUUACGGAUGAACAUGCCCAUGUUACACUGGAUGAAUUCGCGAGAAGGUUGGGCGUUGCGAGGGAAGACCACUCGACCAGAAUUUUGUUUAAAAUAUUCAACAAAGACAAGGAUACUUGUGGAUUGAUUGACUUCCGAGAGUACUUGCUGCUUGCGUUGUUCCUGUCCACGUUGGGGAAACCGAAGCUCGAGCUUCUGAAGCUGCUAUUUAAGCUGUACAGUGGUGCACACGGUGGUUUAGUAACCCGCGAAGGGCUGUACCGAGCCAUGAAAUAUCUUUCAACUGUAACACCAUCACAGUGCGACCAGCUUUUUGUGAAAGCAGAUAGUACAAACCGAGGUCUAGUUUCCUUUGAUCAAUUUGAGGCCAUUAUCAACUAUCACCCAGUGCUGCUUGAUUUGCAGGAACUGAACGAACCAAAGCCGUACGCAGCCCAACAACAGUCGCCGUCCAACUGAUGACACAUCACGUUACCAUCCGCUCCGCUGUUGUUCACGUAGCUUGUAGUUCUUAAUCUUUUAUUAGUGGUAUUAACAAUCUUAGAGAACAGAAACAGAAGGUGUAAAGCUUUUUUAAAACGGCGUGUUGGCGGGUCGGAUUCUAAGCAGGUGGCGAUCCGGCACCCGGAGCAAUAUCUAGCUGGUCACAUUGACGUCACACUCCUCGAUUCGACACACUAGCGGUACGUCCAACAGUCUCGGGAGGUGUCGCGGAGCGUGCACGGCUACAAAAUCGCCCACCAGCUGCCGUCGGUAGCGGUGCCACAUCAGCUCACUGAGAAACCAGCGAAAAAGACGCUCGCGCGGCGGCUGACGCUGCUCGAGAAAGAUCCGGACGCGGUUCCAGAUGUUGCCCCGGUUUUGCGGCUUCUCCAGCAGCCAGUAGCGCGGUAUCAGCAGGCACUGGACGCGGCUUCGAGCAAACACCGCCCGGUCUACCAUAUGCUCGCCGACCCCAAACACCGCACCGCUGCUAUACGUGGCAAUGUCCACGAAAUGGGACUCCCAGGGGCUUGAUGUGCGUAUGCUGAAAAGGUGAAGAAUAUUGUACAGUAAUGAACCCAAUUGUAAGAACUUGAAUAAGAAUUGUGCUUCACGCACGUCGA